Chenopodium quinoa (quinoa) is the source of this 1358-nucleotide messenger RNA. Its product is annotated as probable isoaspartyl peptidase/L-asparaginase 3. Gene Ontology annotation, biological process: protein deglycosylation. The record is from RefSeq and is a predicted model, not a curated record. The transcript is spliced from 7 exons. The coding region runs from base 157 to 1245 and encodes 362 amino acids. Gene Ontology annotation, molecular function: N4-(beta-N-acetylglucosaminyl)-L-asparaginase activity. NCBI's taxonomy places the organism in Eukaryota, Viridiplantae, Streptophyta, Magnoliopsida, Caryophyllales, Amaranthaceae.
GAAUACCUAUUGUAGUAUUAUCCUAUUUGUAUUAAUUAAAAUUGGUUACUAGUAUCAUUUUGUGUAUUGGGUCAAACCAACCCACCCGAUAACCCACUUUUGAUAACUCUGAUAAAUCAAUUCCCUGUUUUGGGUGUCACCCCAGAAAGAAUCUGAAUGGCGACUGCUGGGUUUAAGUCCCUCCUUAUUACUACACUGCUUGUUACAGUAGUUGUCGCAAAUGAUGUUGAGAAUAAUGGGAAAUACCCAAUUGUGGUAAGCACUUGGCCGUUUGUGGAUGCUGUUAGGGCUGCUUGGAGAGCUGUUGAUGGAGGUUUUUCAGCCGUUGAUGCUGUUGUUGAAGGUUGUUCUGCUUGUGAAGAACUCAGAUGUGAUGGUACAGUUGGACCUGGUGGUAGUCCAGAUGAGAAUGGAGAAACAACUUUGGAUGCUUUGAUAAUGAAUGGGGCAUCUAUGGAGAUUGGUGCUGUUGCUGCCAUGAGAUAUGUGAAAGAUGGUAUUAGAGCUGCAAGAUUAGUGAUGCAAUAUACCGAGCAUACUUUGUUAGUUGGAGAGCAAGCAUCACUAUUUGCCAUUUCAAUGGGUCUUCGGGGACCUAUGAACCUCAGCUCUGAGGAUUCAUUGCACAAGUGGACUAAAUGGAAAGAGAGUGACUGUCAGCCGAAUUUUCGAAAGAACGUUUCCCCUUCAAACAGUUGUGGUCCUUACCAUCCGACCAAAAAGGUUGGUUUUGGAGAGACGUCAUGUCCUGCUGCAAAUCUGGUAGAAACUUCAACUAGAAAUAUUACGCCUAUUAACAUCCACAACCAUGACACUAUUUCAAUGGCUGUUAUCGAUAAGAUGGGACAUGUUGCUGUUGGUACAUCUACUAAUGGAGCAACUUUUAAAAUCCCUGGCAGGGUCGGUGAUGGUCCUAUUCCUGGGUCUUCAGCAUAUGCUGAUGAUGAAGUGGGUGCAUGUGGUGCAACAGGAGAUGGCGAUAUUAUGAUGCGCUUCCUUCCAUGCUACCAAGUUAUUGAGAGUAUGAGACAAGGAAUGGAACCUAAAUUAGCUGCUGAGAACGCGAUAUCCAGAAUUGCUAGAAAGUUUCCCAAAUUUGUUGGAGCUGUCUUUGCAGUGAGCAAGAAUGGCGUACAUGCAGGUGCUUGCCAUGGAUGGACAUUUCAGUACUCGGUUAGACUUUCAAGCAUGGACGACGUGGAGGUGUACACAAUCAUGCCUCAAAUUGCAACUGCCAAUGUUUGACAAAAGGCUCAAAUGCUUAUUGAGCAUUACACCUGUUGUUUCCGUUCAGACUGAACUAUUAUGUAUGUACUACUCCAUAUUUACUCAUACUUAAAUUCCUAGAUUUCCCUUGA